UCUUGCUCAGCCAGUUCGUCACACAAAGGUUUUAAAGAGUAGUCCAGCUUUUCCCCUCUCUAAAGGAACCCAGACUUACCACCACUACAGAGGCAGCAGCAGAGAUGGAGAUCAAUCUUAGACCAUACCAGGAAGAGGUGGUGCAGACAGCACUGAAAGGGGAGAACAGCAUCAUCUGGCUGCCAACUGGUGGAGGAAAAACCAGAGCAGCAGUCUACGUCACUAAGAAACACCUGGAGACCAAAACCAAUGCCAAAGUGGCAGUGCUUGUAAAUAAGGUGCACCUGGUAGACCAGCAUUACGAAAAAGAAUUCCGGCCUUACCUUGACAAAAAAUACAAAAUAGUGGCCAUCAGUGGAGAUAGUGAUGAGAAAGACUUCUUUGGAAAUGUGGUCAGGAAAUCAGACCUGGUCGUCUGCACUGCUCAGAUCUUAGAGAACGCCCUCACCAACAUGGAGGAGGACAAACAUGUGGAGCUCACAGACUUCACCCUGCUGGUCAUAGAUGAGUGUCACCACACACACAAGGAAAACGUCUAUAACAAGAUUAUGGGCCGCUAUGUGGAAAUGAAAGUUAGAAAGGAAAAUAAUCUGCCUCAGGUUCUGGGCCUCACAGCAUCACCUGGCACUGGGAGAAGUAGGACACUGGAUAAAGCUGUUGAACAUGUCCUGCAGAUCUGUGCCAAUCUGGAUUCUGCAAUUGUGUCCACCAAGAAUUCUUUGCCAGUGCUGCAAAGUGUUGUCCCCAAACCCAGAAAGAUAUAUGACAUUGUUGAAAAAAGAGAUAAGGAUCCAUUUGGGGAUCACCUGAAGUUGAUGAUGUCAAUGAUUCAUGAUUUUAUGCCGUCAGAGGCGAGUUUAAACCUGCGAGAGGUGGGCACACAGGAAUAUGAAGCUGAUGUGGUGGAACUGGAAAAAAUAGGUGUACAGAAGGAGAACAGAUUGAUCGCUCAGUGUGCUCUGCACCUGCGGGAAUACAAUGAUGCUCUUCUCAUUAAUGACACUGUUCGCAUGGUGGACGCGUUCCGUGUUCUAAGCGAGUUCUACAAUUCAAGGCAACACAACUUGUUAGAUGGAACUGAUUUCUUUCUGCAGGGGCUUUUUGAAGAGAACCGCGUGGAGUUAUGGCAGCUGGCAUCGAAUGCCCACUAUGAAAACCCCAAACUGGCCCGGUUGCAGCAGACGAUGGUAGAACAGUUUAAGGAACGUGAGUCUCGUGGUAUCCUCUUCGCAAAGACCCGCAGGGGCACCCGUUGUCUGUUUGACUGGGUGAACUCCAACCCUGAGCUACGGAGGGUCAAUAUACAUGCUGGCAUUCUCACUGGAGCGGGCACUGGUGCUAACCACAUGACCCAGAGAGGACAGAAGGACACUAUUAAAACAUUUAGAGAUGGAGGCCUCAACCUCCUAAUCUCUACCAGUGUUGCUGAGGAAGGACUUGAUAUUCCUGAAUGCAAUGUGGUUGUACGUUAUGGGCUGUUGACCAAUGAAAUAGCUCAGCGGCAGGCUAGUGGGCGGGCUCGAGCUCAGAACAGUGUCUACUCAGUGGUGGCUGAAAAAGGUGGGCGUGAGAUACGCAGGGAACUCACCAAUGAAUAUCUAGAAAUGCUGACCGCACAAGCUAUUGAUCGAGUGCAGAGCAUGACUCCCAGGGAGUUCCGACAGAAGAUAUCAGAGCUUCAACGCACAGCUGUAAUGAUUCUGAUCCAGGCUGAGAGGAACAGGAAAGAGAAAAAGACAUGCUACAAUCCUACUCAGGUGCAACUUCAGUGCAGAGGUUGCUUCACUCCUGUCAGCUGUGGAGCAGAUAUAAGACACAUAGAGAAUUCACACCAUGUUAACAUCAAUCCUCAUUUUGAGACAUACUAUAAAGCAGGUGGGCAGGUAUGUCUGGAAAGGAGUUUUGAAGAUUGGGAGCCUGGACGGGUUAUCAACUGCAUUCAUUGUGGAAAGGACUGGGGAAUGGAGAUUAAAUUCAAGAAAGUGGCAAUACUUCCCUGUUUGAAAAUAAAGAGCUUUUCCUUGAAUACUCCUCGGGGUAAAUUCACACACAAGCAGUGGAAAGACAUUGAGUUCCAAGUGGAAGAGUUUGACUUCAUUCAGUACAUGACUGGCCGUUUCCCUGACCUGAACUUCGAAAAUGAUGACUGACAGGCCAAUCAUACUUGAAGUAGUAAUUAACUCACUAACCGAUAUUGUGUCAGUUUGUUUGUGUGUGUGUGUGUGUGUGUGUGUGUGUGUGCGCGUGUGUGCGUGUGUACGGUCAUAAAAAUGCAUUUGUGCAUGGAACUACUUUCUUACGCAGCGGAUCAGAAUCUGCCGUUGCUGGUUCAAACCAAAUGAUGCGUCUAAGCCUUCGUUAGUUAUUCAAAAUUGUCACUUCAGAAAUAGUACCACAGCUUGUGCUGUUUUGAACAAACAGCCCAUGUGUGUGUGUGUGUGUGUGUGUGAGUGAGAGAGAGAGAGAGAGAGAAAGAAAGAAAGAGAAAGGGAAAGAGUGAGCUGGAGCGUGUGCAAUCACCUGUUGACACACCCAAGCAGAGAUAUUGUCAGCUUUCUGAAGAUCAACUUUCUCAGUGGUAAAAUAGCCGUCCAAGUGGGGUAUUACUCUCCAUUUCGCAGUAGCCGGUGUGCAAGAGUCAUUCACUAUAGAAACCUCAAUGUCCUCUGCCAUUUUAAACGGUAUGUAUCCAAUGUGGAAACUCCGGUAAGAGAUAAGCACCUUGAAUUCUGUAAUCAAUCAGUCUGUUGUGUCUCUCAGCUGUGAUAAGCCUUAAUGCUGAAGUUGUUCGUUUAAAGCUAUUUCCUAGCUUUAAUAAUGUAAAGUACAAUUGUGGUAAGAAGAAUAGCAUUCAAUAGAAUUCUGGGAUGCGGGUUGGCACAAUUUUGGUGGCAUGAGGGGGACCUAAACAAUAUUAGGCAUCUGGUUUUAAUGUUGUGGCUGAAAGUUGUGAGUGUUUAUGUAUGUAUGUGUGUGUGUGUGUGUGUUAGAGCAUAACAAGUGCAUUGUGUGGACAUGAUAUACAUUAUAUUCAAAACACUUUGUUUUUGCAUAAGUAUUGUGUCAUGUCUUCAGGCAAGUAAUACAUUAGUUUUGGCUGAAUGUAUAUUGUUUUUUAAAAAUGAAUUUAAAAAAGUUUGGUGUACCAUUGGAACUGACUUUUUGCUUUUAGACAGUUAUGAAUGUGAUAGUUCACAUAAAAAUGAUCACCCAGCAAUUAAAAAAAUUUAAACAGCAAGUCUAUCGAAUGUAAUCAUUAAGAUGGUUAUGUAAACGUGCGUGUACUGUAUGUGCAUCAUUUGAUUUAUCUUCAUAAUGCUUUAUUCUCUGGGAUCAGGACGGUGUUGCUCUCUGUUAUUAGCUAUUGUUUAGAUUACUAUUAAUGUGCAAUUAAAAUGCACUUUAACUUUAUGACAGUGGAACACUGGUUUGCUUUGACCAUUAAUUUAUGCCUGAGUUAUAAAUUUAACUAUGUCACAAUUACACUUUGAACAUUUGUGAGCCUUUGCUUAAACAUUUUUCAUGUUUAUUCGUGUGACAUUAGGUCUGUUUUUACAGAAAAUGUGCAUAAUAUACUUACAUUUUUGUCUCGCCACUAGUGAUAAGAAUUUUAAAAACAAUCCCUUUUCUAAAUGUAGUCUCAUGUGAUGCAUUAUGUAUUUCCAUAUUGUAUACUUUUUUAAAUGUAAUAAAAAAA
This is a messenger RNA of Xyrauchen texanus (razorback sucker), 3697 nucleotides long. Its product is annotated as ATP-dependent RNA helicase DHX58-like. The coding region runs from base 105 to 2150 and encodes 681 amino acids. Gene Ontology annotation, biological process: innate immune response; positive regulation of interferon-beta production; response to virus. The transcript has 12 exons. Gene Ontology annotation, molecular function: zinc ion binding; double-stranded RNA binding; single-stranded RNA binding. NCBI's taxonomy places the organism in Eukaryota, Metazoa, Chordata, Actinopteri, Cypriniformes, Catostomidae. The record is from RefSeq and is a predicted model, not a curated record. Gene Ontology annotation, cellular component: cytoplasm.